ACGAUGGUCACUAUAGUUGUUUACUAUCCCGCCGAACGAACAGUCGCAGUGCUUCGCGUUUGUUCUCCAUAAUUGUACACAGCAAACUGCAAAUUUUUUUUCGAAAUACUAUCUAAUUUUUUUCUCGUUGUUAUUACUGUUAAUUUGUUUUACCAUCAUGAUCCGUUGUCAAAUAUACACAACGAUCGUCAUCGCGUUCGGAUAUUUCAUUUUGCUACCCAAUUACUGCGAAGCCAUUAACUGUUGGGUAUGUUCUACGGACACCGACCAACGUUGCAACGACCCGAUGAAUAUGACCAAGAGUGCAAUUGAAGAUUGCAGUAGAGCACCUCACUCGGCAUUCUUGCAACCUGUGUGUAAGAAACAGAAACAAAGAGUGAACGGAGAGCUGAUGAUAAUCCGAUCGUGUGCGUGGGCGUCGGACAGCCGCAGCGACGACGGCCCGUGCGCCAUAAACACCCCGGCCAACAUACGCAUCGAGCACUGCAGCACGUGCGACCAAGACUUGUGCAACGGCGCUACUUCGCACGUCGGGAGCACGUUGUUCCGGACCGCGAUCCUGGCGACCGUGGCCAAACUCGCUUCCAACGCGUUCCGGAACUAGACGGCAUCGCGUCGCGUGCACCGCGAUACCACAUUACCCGCGGUCCACUGUCCGUUACCCGUGCGCGUCGUACCUCUAACAAUUCCGAAUCGCCUACCACCUAUAAAUAUUCAACACGUCUAUAAUCUCGAAUUAUGUAUUAUUGAUUUGAUUUUACUUUAUAACAUUUAUGAUUAUGUUACGGUUAAAGUUUACGCUUCACUCUAACGGUUGUACGAGCAAAACACACAUUCUUAUUUAUUAUUAUUAUUAUUGUUAAAACUAUCGUUAUCCUUUUUAUUUUCUUUGUGUACACGAGGUACGUGUGUACAUUUUAAUUGAUUCAUGUAUUGGAUACGUUAUAAACUAGCAUACGUAACGACACACACUACACUUGUAGCUUAAAUGUUUGUAUUGUUAAUCGAUGUACCAACAUGUGAUUUGUUUGUAUUGAAUACCACCUAAUUUUUAUUGCGGUACGUCGGUGUGCCUAUACGAUUAUUUUUAUGAAUAACUUAUAAUUUUAUAAAAAAUAAUACCGUAAGUAUAAAUUUCGUGUUUUAUAGGAACAAAAGUAAAUCCAUUAUUAUUAUAAUUUUUCUAUUCUUAAAUAUAACGCUUUACGUAAUAUUGUGUAAGUACCUAUAUUAAGU
Sipha flava (yellow sugarcane aphid) is the source of this 1236-nucleotide messenger RNA. RefSeq lists its product as uncharacterized. The record is from RefSeq and is a predicted model, not a curated record. The transcript is spliced from 3 exons. Gene Ontology annotation, biological process: regulation of synaptic transmission, cholinergic; sleep; positive regulation of voltage-gated potassium channel activity. Lineage: Eukaryota; Metazoa; Arthropoda; Insecta; Hemiptera; Aphididae. Bases 158 to 604 code for a protein of 148 amino acids.